Protopolystoma xenopodis is the source of this 240-nucleotide messenger RNA. NCBI's taxonomy places the organism in Eukaryota, Metazoa, Platyhelminthes, Monogenea, Polystomatidea, Polystomatidae. The record is from the annotation of a GenBank genome assembly.
AUGGAGAAGGACUGCCCCUCCGGCCUUCUCAAUAGGUCCACCUUCCUCAGCAUGUACACCCAAUUUUUCCCCGAUGGUAAAGCACGUCUCUUCUACGAGCAUCUGUUUCGGACAUUUGACCAGGACAAUAGUGGUCAAAUCGACUUUAACGAAUUUCUAACAUUUCCAAUUCGCCAGUUUAUUCCAGUCAUGUUUAUUACUCUAAUAAAAUCGCGCACUUUUUUCUUUCGUUCUAUUUGA